Molecule: messenger RNA, 748 nt
Organism: Dendrobium catenatum
Lineage: Eukaryota; Viridiplantae; Streptophyta; Magnoliopsida; Asparagales; Orchidaceae
Exons: 1
Source: RefSeq, a predicted model, not a curated record
AUGUGGAAAUUUUCGUGAUCUUUAUUUCCAGAAGAUUGUCCUUUCCUCUAACGACCGAUUUGGUACUGCUGUUGUUGUUUAUGGCCAUUCAAAACAGCUAGCUUUGGCAAAGCCAUGCGACCAUGCUUGGGUUCUCGGCCCACAACGGCCUCCUUACCAUAUCGACCAAUUUGAAGAGUUUGAAGAUGUUUACUUUCAUGAAGAAGAGCAAAGGUUCUACGCGAUCACACAUUUCUCGGCAGUAAUUGCAUUUGAUCUCGAUGGAAAUAAUGUUAAAAUAGUUUGCCAAGCAAUAGAAGACCCCCAUGACACAAACUCUUCUUGUAGGAACUACAUUGCAUUUUUGUCGGGAACUCUUCUAAAAAUUACUAGGGAGAUCGAUUGUACUUGUUUGGAGGCCAAUGAAAAGUUUACAUAUAAGACAACCAAUAUCUCGAUUUUUAAGUUUGUGCCGGCUGUUGAUGCUUCGUCUUGUUCUUCCUCAAAAUGGAUCUCUAUCAGGGACUUGGGGGGUUUCUCUUUGUUUAUAGGUUAUAACCAAACCUUUUCAUUGCAUCACACAGUAGCUCCUGGAAUUAAACCAAAUUGCAUAUACUUUACAGACCAUGCGGAGAACACGACGCAAGAUGACAUUACUCAUGAUGUUGGACUUUUUGAUCUCCAUAAUGAUUGCUUCCAGUUUUUCCUUGACUCCGAUUCGCAGCGUAAUUGGCCCCCUUCAAUCUGGUUUACACCAUCACUUCAAUAA